Molecule: messenger RNA, 1277 nt
Organism: Aplosporella prunicola CBS 121167
Lineage: Eukaryota; Fungi; Ascomycota; Dothideomycetes; Botryosphaeriales; Aplosporellaceae
Exons: 2
Coding region: 113-1015 (300 amino acids)
Source: RefSeq, a predicted model, not a curated record
AUCCAGAUUCUCGUUUGUUUACGUGCGAUCGAGGCCUGCGACAAUUGCAAGCUAGCUGGCUAGUCCCCGCGUGUGAGCUUCCUGGAGGAGCACGUAACCGGCGGCGCACAUUAUGGGGCUUUUCAGUCAUAAGACGUCCCGGAAUGGAGGUACUGCAGAUGUCGGACCUGCAGGAUCGCAGCGUCGCACUGCGUCUUCAUCAUCAUCAUCUUCCUCGAGCUCAUCUUCUUCAAGCUCCAACAACUCAGCCAGGGACCGCGAAAUCCAGCCCAUUGUCCCGGCAGACCCGCCCAAGCGUCGCGAGAGCCAGAAAAGCGUUACCUUCAGCGAACCACCGCAACACUCCGCGCGUAAUCGUGCCAGCGUACCGCCGACCGCCGAUAUGGACGGCAGCAGUGCUGAUGAAACGACGGCGAUCAUUGGUUCCAGAGGGAAUGGACAAAAAGAUUACAAGACAGGCACCCCGUAUGCAGGCAACGGGAUAGCAACGGGGCGCCAAGGGAGUGCGAGCUCUUCGUUGAGGUCUAGACGCCGAAGCACGCAGGAACAAGAAGCUGCUGCGGCUGCGGCUAAUGGCCAUAGAUGGUAUCACCAUCUUGCGGAGAACUACGGGAGUAUAGAGCUGGAGAACAAGGGCAGUGUAGCCCGGGAUCAUUUGGCGCUGGAGCGUACGUUCUUGGCCUGGCUCCGCACGUCUCUUUCUUUUGCUAGCAUCGGCAUCGCCGUGACUCAGCUGUUCCGCCUCAACACCUCUCUCUCUGACGAUGCUUCGCCUGCCGAGCGGCACCUGAGGCAUGUCGGCAAACCACUAGGCGCUACGUUCAUUGGGAUUUCUAUCGUCAUGCUCUUAAUAGGGUUCCAUAGGUACUUUGAGAGCCAACACUAUAUUAUUCGGGGAAGAUUCCCGGCUAGCCGAGGUAGCAUCGUGCUGGUGUCCCUCAUUGCUGGCUCGUUGAUUGUGGCGAGCUUGGUAGUCGUCCUUGCAAUUGCGCCCAAGCUCUUUGAGAAGAAAUAGUUUGGCGGGUUGAAGAGAUGGAGAUGGUAUGACCUUCGUUUGAGGGAGAGAAAAAAGUUAUCUGGAGAAGAAUUAUCCUAUGGGUUGGAGUAUAGGAGACAGUUUGGCGUCGAUGAGCAAUGCCAGCGAUGACUAUGAUUGGCGAUGAUUAGGACGGACUCUUAUGCUGUUGGGCAUUUAUGAGUUACUACUUUGUAUACUUAACCAGUCCGAUGUAAGUGGCUGAAGAUAAAGUUUACCAAGUCAAAUAUCUAUCACGGUG